AUGUUGCCUAUUGUUAUGCUACCAACUACAAUCAAAGAUGUUACUCCGUACAACCUGAUUGUAUCUGAUACAAUCAAGAUAGCUGUCUAUAUAUGUAGCACUAAAGAUGGUCCCCGUACAAAUGCAUCGCCACCUCAAAAAAUAGUCCAAGGCAUGAGAGUGGUAGGCAAUGAAUUUCCAUUUUUGGUUUCAUUAAGACUGAUACGUUAUGAUGGAUCCUUCUUUCAAUUUUGUGGUGGUUCGAUUAUCAGUGCUAAACACAUUCUUACUGCGGCUCACUGUUUAGAUAAUCAAAAUCCUAAAAUUAUACGAGUAUUUGUUGGAACUAAUAGUCUCAUUUAUGGAGGAGUUGGUUAUUCACUUGAAGAAGUGUCUGUUCAUCCAAAAUAUCAAAAAGAAGAUAGAUACCUUCGUUAUGAUGUUGCUAUUCUUACAGUGAGUAACACGAAAUAAACAUUUAUUUUCUAAUGAUUAAAAGGAGAUUAUCCAAUGGGUACUGAAGCUGUUGUCGCUGGAUGGGGUGAUACUUACUAUAAUUCACAAAUGGGAUCAACAGAUUUACAACAUAUUCACGUUAAACUGUCAGACUUUUCACGAUGCGACUUUGGAAAACUUAGAGAGUAUCAUUUGUGUACUGUACCAAUGAAUGGAAAGAGCACAUGUCAAGGUGACAGUGGCGGGCCAUUAGUUGCCAAUGGCGAAGUUAUUGGACUUGUAUCAUAUGGAUUCUAUUGUGGUAAACAUCCUGGUGCUUUUGCAAGAGUUAGGGCUUACAAAAGUUUUAUUGAACAACAGACAGGUAUACGAAUGUAG
Molecule: messenger RNA, 813 nt
Organism: Leptopilina heterotoma
Lineage: Eukaryota; Metazoa; Arthropoda; Insecta; Hymenoptera; Figitidae
Product: chymotrypsin-1-like
Exons: 4
Biological process (GO): proteolysis
Molecular function (GO): serine-type endopeptidase activity
Source: RefSeq, a predicted model, not a curated record